GUUUGUUCUUCUUCGUGACUAUAGAGACACAGAGUGAGAAGCAGACGAUCAGAUUCACCUUCAGACCAAACUAACAGCUUCCUCUGAGUGAGUCCAGCUACAGGAGAGAAAAGUGGGAACUCCAACACUGCUGCUUCAACCUGUGGACACACACUGAAUCUGCACUCAGAGACUAAAUGGCUUCCAGACCAGAGGAGACUCUCUGCAGUCUGCACUCUGAGAAACUCAGACUCUUCUGUCUGGACCAUCAGCAGCCAGUGUGUGUCGUCUGCAGAGACUCAGAAAAACACACCGAUCACAGAUUCAGACCCAUUGAUGAAGCUGCACGACGACACAAGGAGGAACUGGAGGAAACUCUGAAGCCUUUAAAUCAGAAGUUAAAGGUUUUUGAACGAGUUAAAGUGAAGUUUGAUCAAGCAGCAGAACACAUUAAGGUCCAGGCCCGACACACAGAGACGCAGAUUAAGGAGCAGUUUCAGAAGCUUCACCGCUUUCUAGAAGAGGAAGAGGAGGCCAGGAUGGCUGCACUGAGGGAGGAGGAGGACCAGAAGAGUCAGAUAAUGAAGGAGAAGACAGAGGCUCUGAGCAGAGAGAUAGCAGCUCUGUCAGACACAGUCAGAGCCACAGAGGAGCAGCUGAGAGCUGAAGAUGUCUCAUUUCUGCUCAGCUACAAGGCUGCAGUGGAAAGAGUCCAGCAGCGCCUCCUGCUGGAGGAUCCACAGCUGCCCUCACGAGCACACCUGGGCAACCUGGCCUUCAACAUCUGGAACAAGAUGAAGGACAUGGUCUCCUACACUCCUGUGGUCCUGGAUCCAAACACUGCUGAGCCACGACUCAUCCUGUCUGAAGAUCUGACCAGUGUGAGAAAAGGAGACAAACAGCAGCUUCCUGACAAUCCAGAGAGGUUUGAUGAUUAUGCCUGGUCUGUCCUGGGCUCUGAGGGCUUUAACUCAGGGACUCACAGCUGGGAUGUCGAGGUUGGAGACAAUACGUGCUGGGGACUGGGUGUGUUAGCAGAGUCUGUCCAGAGGAAGGAAGGCAUACUGUCUGGAUUAUGGGGAAUAAGGUUCUUUGUAGGUCAAUACACAGCAUUCUCUCCAUCACAUCCAUACACUGUUCUCUCAGUGGAUAAGAUGUUCCAGAGGAUCAGAGUGAAUCUGGACUGGAGCAGCGGAAAGCUGUCGUUCUCUGAUCCUGACACUAACACACACAUACACACCUUCACACACACUUUCACUGACACACUGUUUCCGUACAUUGACACUUUGGAUGACGUCCCAGUGAAGAUAUCACCAAUGAAGGUCUGUGUGACAGUGGAACAGAGCAGUAAUAGGAAUAAAAGCACAAUUAUUUAUAACUUGUUUAUGUCUGAAGAGAAAAAGUCACUGACUUUAACCUGUUAAACUCCACCUGUCCUCCGCUUCUCAUUGUUGUGAUGCUGUGUUUAGUUGGGUUUUACUUCUCGCUGCUUGUUGUUUUCCUUUUUUCAUUUCACUAUUUGCUUUUUGUUUCUAUUGUCGCUGUUUGUGUUUGUGUUACCCCUGUUCCAGUUCAUAGAAACGUUAAUGCUGCAGCAAACAGUGUUUUAGACAACAGUGUGUAAACAGCAUCUGUUUGUCGCUGUCAGCUCCAUAAAGAAACGGCACCGAGCCCAAAGUACAACUCUGCUACCUGCUGCUGGUGUGGAGUCAUUGUCUGGUCUGCAUUUAGUUUUUAGGUGUGAAACUGAUCUUAGAUCUGCUGUAGGGAUCUAGUUCUGCGGGUAGUUUUAGACUUCUCUGCUGCCUUCGAUGCAGUGGAUCAUGAAAUACUCAUAUCUCGCAUAGAGCAGUGUGUGGGAAUUCGUGGUACUGUUCUUACUUGGUUUAGAUCUUACCUCACGAAUAGAAGUUUCUCUGUUAAUAUUGGUAACUGUUCCUCCUCCUCAGCUAUCCCCUCCUGUGGUGUCCCCCAGGGGUCUGUACUUGGCCCAACUCUCUUCUCCCUGUACAUGCUUCUGCUAGAAUCAAUCCUAAGGAAAUAUGGCUUCUCUUUCCAUUGCUAUGUGGAUGGCAUCCAGAUAUAUUUACCAUUAAAAGCAACUGGAGGGAUGUCUCUACAACCACUGUUUGACAGACCUGAAAGCAUGGCUGGCGUGGAACUUUUUAAAGUUAAAUGAGGAUAAAACUGUGUGUGCUUUAUUUUGCGAUCUGGUGAAAUUUGCUGCUUUCAACCACGACUUAGGCCCCCUGGCUCAUCAUCUGAAGAUGACUGUAAAAACCCUAGGGGUAAUGUUUGACAGUGACCUAAGAUUCGACAAGCAGAUCAACUUGGUCGUACAAUCUAGUUUCUUUCACCUGAGGUUGCUAAGUAAAGUCAAGUCAUUUCUUUCUUUUAAUGACUUUGAGAUUGCAAUCAAUGCCUUCAUAACCUCUAGACUUGACUAUUGUCAUGCAUUAUACCUUGGUGUUAAUCAGUCAUCUCUCUCUCGUCUUCAAAUGGUCCAAAAUGCUGUGGCUCGUCUUUUUAAAGGUACCAGGAAAUCUGACCAUAUAACUCCGGUACUGGCCUUUCUUCACUGGCUUCCAGUCCAUUUUAGAAUUCAUUUUAAGCUAUUGAUUUUUGUUUUUAAGGCUCUUAAUGGUUUGGCACCGCCCUACCUCGCUGAGUUGGUGAGGUGGUGUGAACCGACUAGAUUACUCAGCUACUCGAGCCAGUUUCCUUUAGAGGUUCCCAGGGCCAGAUA
Molecule: messenger RNA, 2725 nt
Organism: Monopterus albus (swamp eel)
Lineage: Eukaryota; Metazoa; Chordata; Actinopteri; Synbranchiformes; Synbranchidae
Product: nuclear factor 7, brain-like
Molecular function (GO): zinc ion binding; protein binding
Source: RefSeq, a predicted model, not a curated record